GUAUUUUUUCCAGACGCGUUAUCCCCUUUUGCAGUAUCUUCACGUGUUCCAGAAUUUGUUUACAAUUUUCAGUCAACAACUUGUACUUCAAAAAUGAAGCCGUUCGAAGUGCCCCCCUGGGAAAAAGGAGCCGAGAUCAUUGAAUUCAAGUCUAUUGCGCCAACGGGGAAUGGAGUGGCUGCCGCCAAGAAGCCGAAGAAAAAGAAACCAAAGAAGAAUAAGGCCAAACCAGCGGAGGUCACAGCGAAGAAACCUACGAAUGGAAAGUUCAACUACCGGCAGGGGGGUGGUCCUCUGGCCCCACCCCAAGACUCAGCCUCCUCGGACGAUGACGACGUGGAGGACGGCAUCCGGGCCAUGCACAAGGUGAGAACUGGAAGGAUCGAGAAGCAGCGCGCCCCCACACAAGCCACCAAGGGUGGCAAGAAGCAGCUGAACCUGAAGCCCGAGCUGGCCCAGGCGGCUGUGGAGGCGAUGGAGACGGCUCCGUCGCCGGCUGCCUCCACUCCUUCCUCCAGCUCGCUGGCCAGCAAACUGCAGUCGGAGCUGUUGGGUGGACGGUUCCGGUACAUCAACGAGCAGCUCUAUUCGGUGACCAGUCGCAAGGCGGCCGCCCUCUUCCGCCAGGACGCCUCCGCCUUCGAGGCCUACCACGCAGGCUACCGCCAGCAGGUGGAAAAGUGGCCCACCAACCCGCUGAACCGCAUCAUCAAAACCCUCAAACGCCUGCCCAAAACAGCCAUCAUCGGGGACUUCGGCUGCGGCGAGGGCAAGCUGGCCCAGUCGCUGCCCAACAAAGUUUACUCCAUGGACUUGGUGGCAGCCAGGAGCGACAUCAUCGCCUGCAACAUCACCGAGACGCCCCUUCAGGCCCAGUCUCUGGACGUGGCCGUCUACUGCCUGUCACUGAUGGGCACCGACCUGAACGAGUUCUUCCUGGAGGCCAACAGAGUGCUCAAGCUGCACGGCAGCGUCUACAUAGCAGAGAUCCAGUCCAGAUUCGAGGAUGUUCGGGAGUUUGUUCGCUGCCUGGCAGCCUGCGGCUUCGACCUCAUCAAGAAGGACGUGGCUGUGAACUACUUUUACUUCUUCCAGUUCAAGAAGAUGCGGCAUGUGCCCAAGACCACCAAGCUGAAGUCGUUCUCCCUGAAGCCCUGCCUCUACCGGAAGCGAUAAGGUAGCCAGAGUGUAGAUGAAUGGAUAAAAACUGUAUUUCCAUAUCUUAUGGGAAGGAGCGAUUAUCAAAGUACUCGUAGUCAUCGUAAAUCUAAAUAUAAUUGAAAACAAUUGUACAAUGUAAUACCUGUUAGGGGUAUUAAUUAAUUAAAAUGGUUUAAUAAAACCUCCAAUUGAGAAUCAUA
This is a messenger RNA of Drosophila ananassae, 1361 nucleotides long. RefSeq names its product ribosomal RNA-processing protein 8. Gene Ontology annotation, cellular component: chromatin silencing complex; nucleolus; rDNA heterochromatin. The transcript has a single exon. Gene Ontology annotation, biological process: regulation of transcription by glucose; rDNA heterochromatin formation; cellular response to glucose starvation. Gene Ontology annotation, molecular function: methyltransferase activity. NCBI's taxonomy places the organism in Eukaryota, Metazoa, Arthropoda, Insecta, Diptera, Drosophilidae. Bases 94 to 1176 code for a protein of 360 amino acids. The record is from RefSeq and is a predicted model, not a curated record.